AUGGGACCACGUCAACCCCACCCAUACCAUUACCCCCUCUCACCCCUACAAACUCCUCCAGGCACGGCAAUCCACCCUACUUACUACCAGCAAACGCCCCAGGCUCCCGCCCACUAUCUACCCCCCAGAACCUUACAUAAUUACACAUCCCCCAGAAGCGAAUAUGGUAGUCAGUACGCAUCUUCAACAAAUGGUCACCUACAGCCGCGUCGCCCAUCCUUUGCCCAACGAUAUCAAGCAGGAGGAGGCGUCAUGAAUACACCAGAGCACUCACAACCACUCCGCCGACUUAGCUCGCAAGGGUAUCCCCAUACUUACCCUAUGUCCAGCGCAGGCUCAGUGUACGGGUAUGAGGAUCCUGUGGACGACAACCCUAUCUACUCUGGUCAAAGUGCCUCCGGCACACUCUCCCCUUCCGCUGCUUAUGACGCGGACCCUCAUGGCAAUAUUUACGGACUAAUCCAGAGGACCCAAGGCGCCCUGCAGUCACUCACUAUGCCAAUCCAUAGUCUGCAGCACCUGUGUGAUCGGCAUAGGGUUGUCAAUGAUGAGCUGGAGAAGUUCCAGCAUAUUGCUGACGAGCAGGAAAAAGAUAUGCGGGAACUAGAAGCGAAAAAGGUUGAAUUGGAGGCUGUAAAACUGGAUCUGGAACAAAAUUUGGAUAUGAGCGCUGCGGAGCUUGAUGAGUUGAAGAGGCAGCUUUCCAACCUAGAGGCCGAGGUACGAAGAUUAUCGGAGACAGUGGAGGAUAAGGAUGAGGAAAAAUCACGUUUAGAGCAACGACUUUCUCUUGAGAAAGAAGCGUUGACGGUGGAAUACAAGAAUUGGAAGCGGGAUAUACUCGAAGCUCAUGAAGUGGACAGGCAUUCCAUCACCACAGCUCACGAUGCCGAAAAGAGAAUCAUGGAGGCCAAAUUCCUCUCCAAACAACGCUCCAUCGAAGCAUCUCAUUCCGCCGAUAAAAUCCGGAUGGAGGAGAUGCAUUUGGCUAGCUCCAAGAAGCUUGAGGAAGCCCAUGCGAACGAAAUUCGGCGAUUAAAGGAUAGUCACAAGGGUGAACUGGCCAUGGCUCAGCAAACCCACGAAUCUACCGUUAGCAGUCUAGAGAAAUCCCAUCACGACAACACUGAACGGUUGCGAACUGAAUUCUCCGCCGAGAAGAGCAGUAUGCAAGCGGUCUUUGGUUCGGAAAGGGAGAAGCUGGAGGAAGGCUUUGCACACCAAAUGGUUUUGCUUCAAGGUUCCUUCACCGCCGAGAAGAAUUCAAUGGAAACAGAAUUCGCUUCGCAAAAGCGAAAAAUCGAGGAAAGAUUUUCUUCGCAGAAACGCACCCUAGAGCUCCGAUUUGAUAUGAAGAUUGAGGACCUUCGUCAAAUUUUUGAAGCCGAAAAAUCAGAAUUGCAAAAGGCCCUCGAAUCGGCAAAGAUGGAAUGGCGGAAGGAGAAAAGGGAAAUAACUGCAAAAUUUAACGAUGAGAAAACAGGAUUGGAUCAAAUGAUCCACACUCUAGAGGAAAAAAAACGCACUGCGGCGAAAGUUAAUCUAUCGCUGAGCGCUGAUAGAUCUGCACUCCUUGGUCAGAAAGCGACUCUCGAAGAUGCUGUGGCAACCUUAGAAGUUGACAAGGCGUCACUAAUAUCCCAGGCACAGCAUCAGAAGUCGGAGUUGGAGGCGCAAAAACAGAAGCUAGAGGCUGAAGUAAAGGAUCUGGGGAAUGUGCGUGACGCCUUAAGAAGGGAAGUUAGAUCGCUUAAGGAGGUAAUUAAACGUACCGCGGAGGAAGAAGAAGGGGAAGACAGGAAGGGUCGGGGUGAUGGGUAUUACAUCGACGCUUUCACCAAGCUGUCUAAGGACAUUAUUGAUCUCUCGAAGGAAUUUUCGAACCUGCCCAUACCCCCCACUGGAAGAAUUCUCGCGGAACUUCCAUCUGGGCUACCAUGUAUGCUUGUGAACACCGAUGCCUCUCGCCUCAUUCGCAUGGCGUAUGUCCAACAUAUUAUCUCCAAAUAUCUCUGUUACAGGAUCUUCCAGCCAUUCCUAUUCUAUCUAGGAAAACGGUAUGACAAAGCGGACAACUUUUUCCAGAUUAUGUCAAAGCAGCUUCGGGAAAAGUCUACCCGGAGGGAAGCGACCUGGCGUUACUAUACUCUUCUCGUUGGGUACUCGGGAUCGAAUGCUAAGAGGACGGCCGGUGUGGCUGCGGCCAAUGUGAUCGAGGAGAUUGCCGAGCACGUCAAACCUUUCGCGGAUCAGCAGAGAAUGGACGUGAUUACAUCCGGUAUUUCGAGGAUCGUGAAAUUUGCGGUUGAGACUUGGCGGCACGCCCGCAUUGAGCGCGAAAUCUUUACCGCCUCAAUGUCUUUAGAUAGGACAAACCAGAAUUCAUGGCUUGGGCACUUCUACGAGAAUGAAAAGCCAUACGCAGACAACCCGGCCCUUGUCGCCCAACUCAAAUCUCUUAGGUGCCGGCACGAGAUCAUCCUUCCAUUGCUCCCGGUCUUUUCCCGCGAAGGAACAUUACCCUCGUUACAUCGUCCGGGAGCCUUCCUAGAUAAUGGCUUAGUUUUCUCAAAAGGCGUUGCUCUAUACAUGGAUUGCCUGCCAGCCCUUCAGCGAAGUGUCGAGACAAGCCCUUUGGGCUCUGUACCCGCGCUUCCUAUUGAUGCGGAACUCGUCACGACACAGGAAAAUAGCAGACUCUCACCCGUCCCGGAAGGUGAGGAUGGAUAUAAGGCUACGGCUACUGGUAAGGAGGUUAAGGAGAGGCCCCUGAAGGAACAGGCGGAUGUUCGCGCAAAAGAGGAAGCUAAGAGACAGGUGAAAGAGGAGGCCGAGGCAAUGGUGAGGAGAGAAGAGGAAAGGGUUGUUAGGGAAGAAGCUGAACGGCUGGUAGCCCAAAACGCUGAGCGAGAGGUUAGGGAGGCAGCCGAUAAGGCAGCCGCCGAAGAAACCACGCGCACGGCUGCCGACCUCGCAGAAACAGAGGCCGCCGACAAGCUUUCAAGAGAGGAAAAUGCGGCGGAUCUCAUCGCGCCCGAGGAGGAAUUACCCCAACUUGUCCUGGAAGCUGGCGAAAAGAAUCAAGAGUCCCAAGAGCUUGAGAGCCCCGAUUACAAACAUCAAGCUGACGUUGAAACCACUUCUCCUAAUGAGAAGACACCUACUGAGGCUGCUCUUGCAGAUAACGAGGCAUGGGGGGGAGAUGAGGAGACUGAUAUUGAGAGGGUAAUUCAACAGGCCCUAAUAAAUACCCAAACAGCAGAAGACGAAUCACUCAGCGUGGUCGACCCAAACUCCGUCGAUAGUUUCGUUGCGUCCCCAGAGCCGGAUGUCGUCUCUCCAGAUCAAGGCAUUGCCGCUCCCUCAACUACGAGUGAAACAGAGGGAACCGACGACACCGCUGAGACAGCUCUUGAGCAACAACCCGAUGUUAGUGCGCUUAGUAACACCGCCCACCCCGUUAGCCUUCCUCGGACAGCUCCGGCUCCCGAAGGCCGUGGACUGGCAACCGAAGAUAAUAUCGAGGGAGCCAAAGAAAUGCCAACAGAAACAGACGACCUUAUGAUCGCCGAUGAUGAAAACCGGGCUGUUACACAGGGGGGCCCAACUGAGGAUCUACAAAACGCUGUGGAAGGUGAAGCUGUCGCUCUUCCUGCCGCCAAACUGGAGCCAGCUCCACUGGCUUUCAAACCAGAGGGUGAGAGCCUCCCCGACACAAUUACUGCUGAGACCCCCCAGAGAGCGUCAACGGAUGUGCCUGUCCCUGAACUCUCUAACAAAAAAAACGGAAACAACAAAGAGGAGAACCCCGCCGAGGCUGUUGGUGAGGGCCUCGAGGAGCGAUCCAGCGAGCCGCUCGUAGAUAACCCAAAUAUUCCAUCAACCAACACCCCGAUUGAGGUGGACCCCAAGAAUCCAAUUUCCUUUCCAGAGGGCCCGGAUGCCGCCUCCGUAUCAGCUGCAGAUAUGAUAGCUGAUAGGGAUACAUCCACAUCGACCGCUGCAGGGCUGGUGAUCAACGACGCACUUAACGGCUCCACUCUCGAAAUCCCAAACUUCGAAGGAGCUCCAAUUGAACAUCCCGCCCUCUAUGACAUUCCGAUCGGUGAAUCCAAGGCGGGGGCUCCCUCUACCAAGGUGCCCAUAGCUCAAGACCCCCUAGCGAUUGAGAUGGAAGCCGUGGAGCCAGCGAUUGAAGAACCAAAAAUCGAAAAUUCAAUGAUCGAGGAGUUCGCUGCCGCCGAAGUCUCUAAAGUAAAGGGAUCGCCCCUCAAUGAGCUGGGGGCCACCAGGGAUACCGAAGUGGAUCCAAAGUUUGCUAAACUAGUCCCUCAGAUUAUGGAGUCAAAGGGGGAGGCGCUAGGCACUGAGCUUGAAGAUUCUAAGACUGGGCAGUCAAUCGCUGCUGUCGAGGAGCUUAAGGCCGAGGAGCCAGCCUUCGUGGAGUCAAGGACCGAAGACCCAACUGCUGAGGAGCCAAAUGCCAAAGAGUCGACCACCAAGGAGCUAGUAGCUAGGGAUGAACUAGGGGUUGCAGUCCAAGAAUCAGAAACUAUCAUCGUGGACCCAAAAUCCGAGGUCACAGAACUAAACGAAAGAGCUGAUCAGCCGAAGGCUCUGGAGCCAUCACCUGAGGCCGAAGAGCGCAAGCUUCAGGGCGAUGACCCGAUGCCCGACACGGGCAAUAUCAAGUCCGAGGAUGGCGAAGCAAUGCCAAAGCCUGUCAGCGCUAUUAUCGGGAUGUCAAGAAUGGGCCUCAGUAAGCCCUCGCUGUCUGGUAGCAAAACUAGGGGGGCCUCUCCUGGAAAUAUGCUUUUUAGCAACCUUCGCCACUCUGCUAGCAUGAGCGAGAAGCGCGACUCCCCAUCGAUUACCGCCGAUGAAGCCAAAGUUGGGGAAACACUGGCUGAAUGCUCCAGGCCUAAUACCCCAGAAUCAAUGCCCCCCACCCCGACCAGCCCAUCACCUAAGACGGGAGGACGGUCCUCACACACUGAGCCCGCUCAUAGGGCAACCAACAAACCGAAAAAGAAGAAGGGGAAAAAGGGCAGGUAAAUGGCAGAUCCCCAGGCUAGACAAUUCGAAUAAGUAACGCUUGUACCCUCAUUAAUUAUUCAAUCUCCUCUCCCUCCCCAAUUUUUAUUUUAUUUAUGGUGGAGGUUAUUUCUCGGUUCCAUUUUAUCUCUUCUGAUUAUGUUGCUCUCACUUAUGGGUUAACUUUGGCGCGGGAACGGUUCCUAUUGUUAUCACGGGUUCACUAUUCUUCCUCUUUCGUUCUCACAAAUCUUGCCUUGAGUUUUCGGGUUUUCUGUUUUCUUGGCUACUGUAUUUAUUUAGUAUGAUAACCUAUGAUACCGGUAUGAUAUCUAGCUGUUUUUGUUUGUUAGGGUUCGUGCAUGCAAGGUUUCAUCAUGU
Messenger RNA from Tuber melanosporum (Perigord truffle), 5415 nucleotides. RefSeq lists its product as uncharacterized. The transcript is spliced from 4 exons. Bases 1 to 5055 code for a protein of 1684 amino acids. Lineage: Eukaryota; Fungi; Ascomycota; Pezizomycetes; Pezizales; Tuberaceae. The record is from RefSeq and is a predicted model, not a curated record.